AUGUUUAAGCUUGGGGUUUUCCCCCUGCUGUCACGCGUUCCGACGGCCUUUACUGUAGCAACUGGAACCUAUUUACCCACCCGUCACGAAGAGACUGGACCUUACCGUGGUGUGGCGGUUUGUGUACCUCGGCGACCCAUUGAGCUAUACUGUGGAGUGUCCGCACGAUGUUCACAGAGUCCCGCAUACCAGGUUGAUCCAUGGGUAGAGGACCGACGAACACAGUCUCCUGGCCCUCCAGGUUGGGGAUUGGAACAUGUAUGGCGACCUGUUCCAAUAGCCGCAUCUAUCGCGUUUGGCGUCAUGGAAUCUGAAGGCAAGAUAACAGAACAGGAUAGUAUAAGUUCACCGCAAGACGCGCCAGGACCUCAGUCAGUGUCCAGCGCAGCUGAGAGCACUUCGGCGCAGAACACAAGCGACCGCAAGGACGAAGAUGAAGAGGAGGAAGAGGAAGAGGAGGAGGACAAGAUUGUGGAAAAAUCACAUAACAGCCGCUUUCAUAAACGAAACAAGCGUUUCCCCAUCCAGAUUCAGGGCGUCGAUAGUGCGUUUGUUGCGAUCGAGCCCAAGUCUGGCAAAGAAGUGAUAUGGAAUGAAUGCAUUCUAUCGGAGAAAAAGAGUGAGAAAGAGGUUCGUUUCUUUGCCAAUUUAUUUUUAUUGGUGGUUCUACUCCUGCAGAAUAGGUACCUGUCCAUAAUGAAGCGAUUGAAGCGGAAUUCCCACCCAUUUCUGGCCCGUUACCUGGAUGCCUGGGUGGCGAAAUCCGAUGAUGGGUCGCGAAAGCUUGUUUUCAUUACAGAGCGACUAGACGAGUGCACAUUAAAACAAUUUUUAUGCAACUCUCCAAAGAACAAUCGGUCGUGGAAACGGCAUGUCGGUCAACUUCUCUCUGUGCUCAUGUUCCUUCACCGUCUCGGCGUUCCGCACGGCAAUUUGACCAAAGAAACCAUUUACUAUCAGAAUUCUGGAAAUCUUCGCGUUGGACCAUUUUCACUUGGAGGUCCAUUGGAUCAAAAAUCCCAGUCGGCUGAUGUGUAUGCGCUUGGUGUCGUCGCCCUGGAGAUCGCCGUUUGGACACCCACGGAAUUCCCGCAGACUUUGCUUCCGGCAGAAUUGUGCCAACAAAUGCAGGCUCGUUUGGAAAACAGCGAUCAACGGAGCUUCAUUGAAAGCUGCCUGGAUCCAAACCCAGCUAUGGGAAAUCGUGUUAAGCGUCUUAUUCACCAUCCGGCUGUCACCGAAGUUCCCAUUUUGAAGCUAUUGUCGGCCAAAGUGAUCGUGGGAGCUUUACGGUCGGUCACCAACGAAGAAGGAUCUGCCACUGAGCAAACUGGUUUCGCUUCUUUGCUCAAAGAGUAUGUCAGUCAUUACGAAGACGAGACCGUGAUUGUGGAGGUGCACUUUCCUCACGACAAUAUUGUCAAGUCUCGUUCAUGGAAAGAUUUCCGUUCGAAUUUCACUCUGACUUCCAAAUAUCUGGAAGAUGUGAAGAAUGGAUUUUAUCCUCUGUUUGGGUGUCGUUGGAAUUGGGCUUCCUAUCAGGAUGAGGAUGACGACUCAUUAGUCGCUUGUAGUGCCACUGCGACCAAUGGAACUGGAGGGUCAGGUAGUUGGCUUGGACGCGUUGAAAGUGGUGUUGUUCCCAGUCAAGCCUGUUCAUCUGGCACAUCCACCGUACCAAGUGCUUCGGUGUCCCGAAAACACUCGACGGCAACCAAAACCAGUGAAGCUCUUGGAGCUGCACCUAUCCUGAUGGAAGACGAAGAUAUAACCGGUGAAAUGCAAGCCACCCAAAUGAUAUCAGCCACUGGACGUUCCUCAAGCCUUUGUGAUUACUCUCCUGGGCGCCCACCGUUAGGCCUUAUUCGAACCCGGCAGAGUGACCUGGGCGCUCAUCCCCCAGUUCCACCAAUCACACGCUCUGUGUCCAAUGAUGAAGGUUCGGUGUCUCGUGCCGGACCAUCAUUUUUUAUUGGAGGCACACUCCUGGAUACUAAUGCAAUUGUUCCAGACAGUUGGGUGAGCACGGCUGUGACAGGGGAACACCCAUUUGGUAGCCAUUCUCCCUCACCGAGUGGUCAGGAUUCCGCAGCAUCAGUUCCAGUUUCAACCGGAAGCCAACCCGAGCCUACAGUGGGGGAUAGUACGAAACGUCGACCUCAUUCUUCCGCUCCUCCACUCCAGUCUUCGACUAACUUGCCAGGUACUGGCAACUUGGCCCCGGAAGGCGGUGGAUCGACGUCACCUGACUUUGUUCCUCAUGGUUCCUCGUCGGAGCAGAAGACAAGUUCUACGGGUCCAUUAGCGCACACAAUCAGACGGAAAUCUGGCGACGAUAAGUCGCCUUUGAACAUGGAUUCCGAACUGAAACCGACCAGCCAUCCAGAUAGCACUUCAGAUCACGUUCAACCCACCAGCGACAAAGCUGCACAGAUAACCGAUACCGUGGAUGCUGCCAAGGAUGAAGAGGCAAUCAAUGAGGAAGAGGAAAAGGAGGAUGAGGACGAUGAGGAUGAAAAUGACGAUGAGGAUGAGGACGAUGAAGAUGACGAAAAGAAUCUGAGCGAGACAAUAGAUCGGUUCGAACCUCAGACUAUUCAUGUAGUGGCCCCGGACCGUGCCCCAAAUCAUCCAGCGUUGUUUACCCACUGCCAAUAUUUUUACAUUGGAGCGGGUCGUUGGCAAGUCUACGUGCAAAUGUGGUUUGUGGAGGAGCGACUGAAACGGGAGACAUACGUGCAAGUGUUUGACUAUGAGUGGCAUGACUACGAACGCGUUGCUGAUCUGUUCGAAGCAUCUCGCUGUUUGAAUCCGGUGGAUCGGCCCAGCCUCGUUCGACUUCUUGCUCUGGCCAGACAUAACUGUCCACUGAUAGAUGGCGAACUGCAAUUCCCUGGACCGUUGAAUGUUCGAUCCAGUCAUUUUGAUGCCUUUGAGCUGCACGAGAAGCUCACAGCCUUGCGGUUGCAUCAACAAGCCCGUGACCGAUUACUUCGGGAAUGUGGAGCGCAGGAGAGCCCCGUACUGCCCGAUAGCACACAAAUCCAAUCUUUGUGCGCCUCCGAUCCGGAUGCAAAACAACCUAGUCCCUUACCGCCAGAGCGAGACACCAAAGGAACUCUAGCAAACGCGGAGUGUCAAGAAUCGGACAGUCUGCCAACCGCGCCAGACGAAGUGCCUGCUUGCGCAGAUCACGUUUUCCAGCUGCAGGAGCAACAGCGAAGUCAACUUCAACCGGCAAAAGAAACGGAACUGACUAAAGAACCCGCACACGUUCUCCUUGGUGGCAGUCGAAAACGAUUGGAAGUCCCCAGUGCGAACAAUACGUUGUUUUUAGACGUUGGUUCCCUGGCGCCCCGGAAUGCAUACUGCGCCUUGUGCGACACACACGAUUAUCUGCAUCGAGUAGAUCUACCCGCCUACUUGAUCUCUCCAUGUUAUCAUUGUCGAGAGUGGUUGGCUAAAGAGGCCAAAAUUUCACCGGAAGUUCUCUUGGACUUACACCUUCAGCACAAUAUCCCAUGGCCAGCUCACCUUCAGGCACGAUUUAAUUUGCCUGCUGAUGGUCGCUCGAUGGAAGAACUGAUUGCGUAUGACUGCCGUUGGCGCAGUCGUCAACCAUGUCGUUGUUUUGUGCCAAUGGGAGGGCAUCUUUUGCCUCCAUGCGUCGAAUUUCCCUGGCUGUGCCCUCCAGCCUCUGCGGUGUCUUCUAACGGCAGCAGCGUAAGCGCGGUCAGUGGGAACCCAGUUGCUGCUGACCUGAUCAAACACUCUGCACCUCUGGCCGAUUUGCCGCCAACACCGGACACCACCGUGUCGACAUCGUCCACAGAGAACCGACCGAAGCUAAGUGACACGAGGAGUGAAUCCCCUGUCCAUGCGGCAGUCCAUCCGAAUGAAAGCACUCUUAGUAUGCCCGCAGUGCCGAUUACUCUGGGAGCUUCCCGUGGACAACAGCUCCCUUGUUCUGGCCGGCAUCCACGAGGCGCCCCGAUAACCUGCUGCCAUGGGAUACAGUUUCCCAGGCUCGAUGUUACGGGUGCCCCAGCGCCCAACCGGACGCCACCAACCACAAUACCAGAAUCAUGUCAAACAGCAACCAUCGUCACCGAGACGCCGGUAACGAAUCCCGGAGGUUCCACGCAUCCAGGUGCGUCGUCCCUAUUGCCCAACGGCUUUGUCUCUUAGACAUCAUUACAUAUAACCUCAGCGAGGGCAUUGCAUUUUGUUCAUCCAGCCGGUUUAGUAUGUAACCGUAACUUUUGCGGUGACAUUCAUGAUCGUGUGCACAUGAAUUGAUUUUGACUGAUCUGCCAGUCGCCGCCCAUCCGCAUCCAAACUAGCGAUCUCAAGAUGCAUACGUGCCAACAUCGACAAACAUCAACAAGUAAACAUAUAAAUAAUCAGCAGGCUUGUUUUUUUCUAUUGCUCCCAUCCGGCACCUUGUUAUGACUGUUCUCCCUCCCUCAAACUUUACCAGAACAUCUACACACAACCAAACCCUUCCAAAGCUGCGGAAGAAAAACAUCACGUGAUUGCGCUGUUUUCAUCUUCUUUCUCGUCAUGAUGGGCGAAGAUACAACAUAAAGGAAAAAAAGAAAAAAGCAGUAAAACGAGUCUUGACAUGGCGGUAUUGCGAUUGAAUACAAAACCAAGAAAUAAAUAUAUGUGUACAUGAAAGCAUGAAACUUGGCUGACACAGUAUAGCGGUGAAAAACGAUCGUACCCAGGUGGCACCGGUUUUCUCUAUGAAACUGUUAUGCUGAGGAACAGUCAACAGCUUAAGAGUUGUCCACCUCUGUGGAGGAUUUCCGCUUGGCCUUGAUCCGUUUGAAGAACAAUCCAAACGAGUGUCUGUGCUUGGCAGCCUCGGAUUCUUUUUCCUUUUUCGAUCGCGGUGCGUUGAGGCACAUGAACUCUGCCACAAAUAUAAACGAUUUUCGCCAUCAGACAAAUAGACCGUAGUAUAAACAAACCAAUUUGGAGAUAAUUAAGCUGGUCUCAGUACGCCUGUUUGUAUCAUUGAAGGGGUGGGGGUUGAAUUUCUUUCAACGGCUUUUGAAGGUUGGCUUUCGGAUGAAGAACUGUUACCUUAACGGACAAUCAUGAACAAAACGACAGCCUCAACAUGUAGGGCCUUUUAUAAACAAGAACGAAAAACAAGUAAUCAAACUCUCGGACAGGCUCCAUUGAUUGACGAAAUUCAAAUGAGUGACCGUUUGGCAAGCAAAAGGGGGUGCUUUCUUAAUUAGCGGGAUUUCAUCGUAUUGUGAGCUGUCAUGCCAAAUGAUCAACGUGCGUAGUUUUUAUCAACAGAAGUAACCUUUGUAUAAUCAACGCUUUUAUAAUGCACUUUAAAGCCGUAUAAUUAAGGGAUAUUGAGAAAAUGAACUGUAUUAAAUGGGUAGUUUGCCAGAUAGCUGAGUUCCUAAACUGCUGUUCUCACCGGACUGUUCCACGUGAUAAUGAAGAUAUUGUGCAUUGGGAAGAAUUUGUACAUACUGAGUCGAUGAACUCUGUCACAAAUAGAAACUCAAAAGCUUGUCUGCUUUGGUAGUAGAUACCAUUAAAUAUGAUACUAAGACAUUAAUUCCGACACAAAAACAUCCAGAAAUAGUAAUGUUACCCUCCCCCAGUGUAGGCACGGGAUCUGGAACAGGUGAAAAGGCUUCUUACCUGGAUUACUCGAGCAAUCUAGGGGAAACAAUUGGACAGGUGUACUAAUGUAUAACAUAUUGCCUAUAAGCAUUUAGCAAAGGACUACGACGAAAGGACUUGGGAGUAAAAAACUAGCGUACUAGAAAACGGACCACCAAUUACUAACUCACUUCGCAGUUUUCUUGGUU
Molecule: messenger RNA, 5846 nt
Organism: Opisthorchis viverrini
Lineage: Eukaryota; Metazoa; Platyhelminthes; Trematoda; Opisthorchiida; Opisthorchiidae
Exons: 17
Coding region: 1-4188 (1395 amino acids)
Biological process (GO): intracellular signal transduction; protein phosphorylation
Cellular component (GO): cytoplasm
Molecular function (GO): protein serine/threonine kinase activity; ATP binding
Source: RefSeq, a predicted model, not a curated record